This is a messenger RNA of Paramuricea clavata, 7492 nucleotides long. NCBI's taxonomy places the organism in Eukaryota, Metazoa, Cnidaria, Anthozoa, Malacalcyonacea, Plexauridae. The record is from the annotation of a GenBank genome assembly.
GGUCAAUAUCCUUGUAUAAGUUCUUCUACGCUUGGUGAGAAAUUCAAUCCUGCAAAAGAUUGCUCUGAUAUAGUGGACAAUCUUCCCGAAGCAAAAGAUGGUUUCUAUUGGAUCAAACACAACAAGGGAGAACUUUCAAAGGUACAGCACUUUUUUGGUUUUCCAGCCAUUAAUAAUACAACAGGUGAACUUGUGGGCGAGCUCGACAACUGGAUUCUGCAUGUAUACAGCUCAGUAAUUGGUUAGAAGACUGCACCGGAAUCACCGGGUCGCCGGUUAGAUUCCUGCCAGAGGGGCUAUAGUUGUAUUUUUUUGCAGCAGCUCCUGGUUAGAUUAAAAAUUGUAUAUAAUAUUCCGCUCGAAAUUUCCAUCUAUCAUCAUCCCUUCAACCUUAUGAUCCAAUUGACUUAUGGAUCCCCUAGGGGUGGUGUGACACACAUACAGACGGCGGGGGUUUUUUGUUGAUCGGAAUGAAGAACAGUCCAGUCACAUGGAACGUUCCAUCCAAUGACACUCCAGUAGAUCCAAAGGGUCCUCCUCAUUGGUCCAGCAAGUUUGGUGACGUUAACGUACAAGAUUUUGCAAUUCAAAUCUCAACCACAAAGAAUUUUGAAGACACAAAGGCUCAUUGGUAAGUUGUCCAUAUAGAUUGUAAAAUAUGAAGUAAAGGCGGGUUUAUUGGAUCUGUCUAAUUAUACCAAUGCCUUACCAUAAGCACCAAAUCAUAUACCAUACCAUAUCAUACCAUACCAUACCAUACCAUACCAUACCAUACCAUACCAUACCAUACCAUACGAAUCUAUAAUAAUCAUAUUUGCCUUACAUUCAUAACUCUUUCAAACCAUUUGAAUAAAGGUCUUACAGGUUAAAAAUAAAACGUGCUCUUGGUCAUCUGUUUGGUAUUGGAAGUGGUGGCUGUUCACACUUUCAUUCAGGAAUUGGAAACAUUUCUUAUGUUAAAGAUAUCCUUACUGAAACAGUGGUCACUACAGAAUUUAACUGUUCACAAUUUGGACCUCAUUCGGACGUGGGAUGGGUAACUGUAAUAUUUAUACUUUAUCAAUCUUUUAACAGAUAUAACCAGAAAUUUGGACUGAUUUAAACAGGACAUACCUAGACAUUCUGGUUGAGUUAACCAUGCAGACUAUGUUAUGUGGACAUCAUAGAAAUAAUAGAUAUAGAAUGCGUACUCCUAUCUUUUCUCAGUAAACAAUUUGUCUCCACAAAGUUGCGGAUUUAUAAGGGCAUUUUGGCUAGUCCCAGAAUCCUGCGGCAAGAAAUUUCGCGGCGGUUACAGGGAGUGCGAAUUGUUUUUUUCGACAAAGUUUGCCAAAAAUUUUUAUAUCAAGAUUUAAAAUUGGAUAAAAUAUUUGAAAAGGGAAAAAAAUCAUUCCAGUGUUUUUUUAAAUAAUUAUUUCUAUUGUACACAUGCAACCUGGAUAUUCUGUUACACUUAAUUUGAGUUUGUUAAAUUAACUGCAGAAUGCUUGCAUAUAACGCUAGUUCGUUUGCUGCAUGCUUCUCAACUGGAACUGAACAAGAACCGAGUGCCAACUUGCUGUUUUUGUGUACGUUUUAUAGCUGUACACUAACCACCCAUACACAUAAUAUUUGCCAGUGGUUUCAAAAUCUGUAUUAUUAUGUCUUAUUUUAUCUUCGAAUCUCAUUACGCGUGUUAAGAAUAGCACUGAAGAAUAGAAAUGAAUACAAUACAAGAGGGACUUUAUUUGAAAAUGACGACAGAACCUGGUUAGCCAAUCAUAGUUUUAAAAUCAUAUCAAAACCUUCUAAAAUGCCUAAGUUAUACAAAAUACUUCAACUACUGUACAAAAAACUAUGUAUUGCUUUAUUAUUCAGGAAAGAAUGAGUUACUGUCUUUAUUAUUUUACAGAAAAGAAUGAAUUACUGUCUCAGAAAUAAAUGUUUAAAAGGUUAUGCAUUUAUAGAGGGAUUUCCUUUCAAACUUGACAGUUAUGGAUCUUUCAGGUGAAUAUGCAUGCAAUUGCUCCCGAAGCCUGGCAUCCCGCAUGUCCUAUAACCAACUCUAACCCUGCUCUAAUGUGUUUUUCGUGCUAAAGAUGAUUAAUUUUUCGCUUUCCAAAUGUCCUUAUUCCAUUUGGUUGAUUAAAUAACCCAAACUUCAUAACUUAGAUAUUGAUGAUAAGUAUUACAUGAAAGUCAGUUUAAGCUGUCAAAAAUUAUAUAUUUGAAAGUGUGCGAUAGUAAUAUAAAAGUUUAGGGGGAAAUGUAUCACAAGUUUUAAGGCGCAAGUCUUCUUUUUAGAAUGAAUUAGAAAAAGUUAACACUUUGAUCAAAAGAGAGUCUUAACUUACAUCAUGUAUUACAUUUUCAGUUAUAGUACAAGUUCAAAGUUUUCAGUUAUCACAGACGAUGCUACGGCCUUUGUUGGUUGCGAUGCUGGGAAGGUUUGUUUGUUUGAUUUGUUACUAAUUCAUUGUAUUUUGUCAGAGGGUCUGUAAGAUGAUUAAUCAACGACACCAUAUAACCCUAUAGUUUUGAGAUCAGUGUAUUUGACGUUGUUUCUAGUGUUUUUUACUGCACAGAAAUCCAUCCAAUUGCAACCGCGGGUUCAAACUUUCGAUAUUAAUUGCCUUCAGCAAUACAUCCUUGCGGGAAGUACGUCACCUUGGCUGUAGAGCCUCGUUUUCGUGAUUGAGACGUUUAGCUUUAACUACCUAAUCUCAUAUACACUUACUAAAAUUGGGGUAUUCUCAAGGAAUAUUAUGCUACAUGCACAAGGAAUAUUAUGCUAUAUGCACACAUAGUCUUUCAAAACAUGGUUUGGAAACUCCGCUGAAGCCUUUUUUCUAUCUUUUUGUUCGCGUUUAUGCAGUUUUGUGCACGGUGCACGGUCAAUGAACACAUUGUAUUUCAGUAUAAUGAACGAAUCAUCCAAUAGCACGUUUCAGUUCAGUCAUUCAACCAUACUAUUUAAAUAUUAAUAAACCUAAAACAAAGGAUGUGCACGGUGUAAGGUACGGCUCAACAUAAACUUCCAGCUCAUUAUAGCCGCUUUGAAGUUUACUGAGUUUCCAGACCAUGUCUCGAAAGACUAUGAUGCACACUAAUGCUAUAUGCACAUUUUCCAUAGUUAGAGGUUUCUAGUGUCCAUUAGGCUAAUUCAGUUACUAUAGAAUAUGUUAAGUAAUUAAAAAGUUAUUUGAAAAUAUAUCUGAUUUAUAUAUUGUACUUUAUUCUUUUAACAUUACACUCUUUCCAACUUAUUCACUGCACUAAAUACAUUCCUUCACAACAUAAUUUUAUCUUUAGUGUUGUGCAUGCUUUGGUUCUAAAAGUGGAAGAGGUCAUUAUUGCAGCAGAAAAUGUAAGGCUGUUAAUGGUGGUACUGUCCUAACUGGCCAGGUUUAUGUCUGGUAUUGGAUCAGAACACGCAUGCCUAGACGACUGUGGAAAAGAUGUAUGGAGUUCAAGAUGAAAACAGAGACUGGGAAAUUUGAAACGUAUUAUAUUGAUAGGAAGACCAGUACAGCUCAUAAGGUAAGUUUGGUCUUCGGAAACACCACGUAUAUUUACUGUAUUAUUGCAUGUAAGACUUCCAAUUCGUAUACCCAGUUCUAAUUAAUAAUCAGAGAAUGUAUGGGAUACAGUUAGUCCUUUUACUGUUAUCCAAAAGAUUUUGAUUGUCACUGUUAUUAAAGUGGCUGUGAACAUGUUGUUUAGUUACGUUAUUGAUGACAGCACGGUUAUGCUCUGCAAACCUUUCCCUCAAACAUCUCCCAGUUCCCGGCCCCAAUGUAGAGCAGACUAAAUUUACAGCAUGACAAACUGUAAAUAAGAUCCAAAAUGAAUGUGAAUUUUAAAAUUGUUCCUUUAUACAGGGUACGUGCUCACAACAACUUCAGACAUUCUUCAAUGAAGGUGUAAGUGUGGUAUUUUAGUUAUUUUAUGCGUCUUUUUGUAUUACAUCUCAAAAUCAUAUAUUAUUAUAAGGUAACUAUAUCCGGAAAAUCUAAUGUCAAAUCUACUUUCUCCAAUUUAUCCUUGAUCUUAAAGUCCAAGGCGCUUAAUUAUAAUCAACAAUCACAAAAGUACGUUUUGCAAAAGUUGUAAAAGUAAUUCACUGUCUAUGUUAAACACUUUCAGACACUUUUGGUAAAAAACAAAGAAAGUUUCAAGAACCUUCCACAAGUGCCAGGACUGCUCUCAUAUCGCGAGGAUAACAACUUACUUUACAUAAACAAAGGAAAUGAAUGGGAUGUCAUCAGUACUGAAAAAGAAGUAAGUCAUGACGUAUAUUUUGCAGGUUAACAAAAGCGAAAAUCCUGUCCAAAAGUGAGAACGAAGCCAGACGUCACUCAUUAUAGAUUAUAUUAUUUUACGGAUGUCCAAAACGUGAGGGGAGGAGCCCCCCUCUCCCUUCCCACCAAGAUUGACGCCCUAGCAGAUUAAUACUAUAGUGGUCACUAGUCAGUCGUUUUACGAUACAAAUAUAUAUUUUCUUUAUGUACACCAUCUUUAUAUUUACUUUUGUUCAAAUCAAUAUUUCUGUAUUAUUGCAUUUACUUCCUGUAAGACUCGAUAUUAUGAACAGUUUUUACUAUAAUAAAUAUGUAGUAGAACAAUUAAUUGAGAACAUUAAACAUUUUACCUCUAUUAUAUUACGUAACUGUUAUGACGUAUUGAUACUUAAAUUGUUUUAGACACAAAACCUGGAGAAAAAUAUAAAUGGAAAAUUGCAAAGCCUUGAAGACAAGUUGUCAAAGAUUGAAGGAAGAUUAAAUGGUAAGUUGGAUGGUACCAUACUGCUGUGUAUAUACGAGAUGUUUCCAGCUUAUACAUAGACAGCUUGCGAUUGAAAGAGAUACCCUUUUGCUUAUAUUUUUCAAUUAGCUGUAUCUCCCUCAAUAUUGUCGUUAUCUACACUACUACUAACCAUAUAAAUAAACUUGCUUGCAGCAGUAGCGAUUGACACAACAUGUGGAAAGCGUAAUCCAAAGAUAAAUAUUAAAUCCCGGCAUAUGACUUUCAAUUUUAUUUAAAUUUUUAUAAGCUUUGCCGACGAAACAGUACAUUACAUUACAUAACAGGACAAAAACAAACGUACAUAAUGAAGUACAGUUCAUGACCACGGCUGGGUGACCGCAAAAGUGAUUAGCAAAAUAGUGCCGGUCCGACCCAAAAUUACAUUUAACUAGUUAGCCAUCAUUACAUAUAUAUAUACACAUACAUACAUCACAGACGUGAUCUUAAUAUUUACAGUUUAACAGCAACACAAUAUUGGACGUAACCACUGGACGUAAUAGGCUACGAAUACAAUCACAUUUCAGACAUAUACUCUUAAAUGUUUGAGAGUUUUCAGGAUCAUAAUUAAUGUUCAGUCAGUUCAGUGAUGUAAAGUAAUCUUUCAAACAAGUCAUAACGAAAAAGAAGAUAAUCUAUUUGCUAACGCUUCGUUGUAUACAUUAUAACAUUAUAUCAGCGCAUUUAAAUAUAUUUACAUGCAAGAGUAUUCUCUAUAUGAGGACUGGGCUAGUGCAAGUCCGCGCAGUUUAAUAAAGUCCGAGUCGAAGUUGGGGACUGGAUCAAAAUGAGAGAACUUGAAAUCUAGUCCAGUCCCAAUCUCGUUUCCCGAGCCUGCGAUCCUCGGGAAAGAACGUGAGGCUCUGGGAUAAUCCGUUGCCGGAAGCCAGGAAUCCUGGCUAAGGUUGAACUGCGCAUUCCAUAUCAACGACUAAUCAUAUUACUCCCUGAAACGGGUUAUCCCAGAGCCUCACGUUCUUCCCAAGGAUUGCAGGCUCCGGGAACGAGAUUGGUCCAGUCCGAAUUGGAGGAUUUGAAAUGACAUCUCAUACAAAUAAAUCACUAAAUAAAGUGAGGACAAUUAAUUUUGAUCCAGUCCCAGGAGUGGAUCAAUAUGCUUCACCAGGUGGUAUAUUUAGUACUUGGAUUAAUUUUGGAUAUUAAAAAGCUUUCUCAAGUAGAUCUCUUUCCGAAGUACCUUAAGAAAAGAUUUUGAAGUGAGACGCAGACAUCUGAUGUUUAGUAAAGCAAUAAUUUUACCGCAUAGGUCAUUGUAACUGAAGGAAAUACAAAACAUUGAUGAGUUUAUAACGUAGUUAUGGCAGGAUGUCCUCCCUAGGAUGUCCAUGCAGGUUCUGAAGUAUGAACAACACCAUUGUAUAAAGUAUUGGCACACCAUCCGAUGUAGUGUAAAUUUUCUUUUAUUUCAGCCAAGUCAGUUUAUGGUUCAAUCCUCACACCAGGAAAAUCUUGUAACGAUAUUCUAGCGGCAAAUAAACUUGCACUUUCACGAAUUUACUGGAUCAAGCCUGCAAUCAAUAAGUUAUUUCAAGUUUACUGUGACAUGGAAACUCGCGGUGGAGGCUGGACCUUGGUUUACAGCUAUACCUUUACAAAUUACAGCAGUUUUAGAUCAGGAAGCAAUGCCGUGACCCCCCGUCCAAACUGGCCUGCCCAUGGCGCCAACGUCCCAAUCUCAACCACUCCUCCACUCAGUGAGUCGUCGUUUGGGGCAGUAGAUUGGAAUCUUUGGACGAACAUUGGGCAUGAGUUCAUGAUCAAGUCAAACAUCAAUGAUUGGAUUGUUUGUCAACCAAAUGGUGGAAGUCUGGUCAUAGAGAAAGAAGGAUCAAUGAGUUGUCAAAAUGUAAAGAACGUAGCAACGGCUUGUAGUGGUGUGGCACCAAAUAUUAUUAAUUGGCACACUUAUGGACCAUAUUUGAGGGCUUCCUCAGUGUAUUAUUACUUUGAUGGAAACACAAGUGGAAACUGGCCAACGCAUGACCCUUGUGGCACAUAUAAUACUGAUCACAAGAAAGGAGUGAGCACCCCUGGCGGACAAAUUUAUCUUCGCUAGAAUCCAAACCAGGGUUUACAUUCAAUAAUUUCUUUUAUAUAACACUUGAUAAUUAUGUAACAUGCACGAGUAAUCAGGAUGUAGAUUUUUACAACAUGAGCGGCCGUGUUAAUUGUAUCGGAUAUGCAAACUCGAGCAGAAGGCGAGAGCUUGUAUAGCUGCAUGACACAACACGGAUGCCGGAUGUUGUACUGAAAUGGCUUGUGAAACUUCUCGAAGAGAACAUUUGUCUUCUUCAACAAUUUAAAAUAUAGGAAUUAUUGGCAUACCAAUAAAGAUUUUAUUGCUUCCUGCACUUGAACUAUAUAAAUAGAUAGAAAAUUACUGGGGGUUUUCCCGGGAAUUUUGUGAUCACAUGAUUGUAAUGCGCGGGAAAACGGAUAGGAGUUCGCGGUAUUUAUAGUUGAACUAGAAUGCGGGAUCGGUUCAUUCUGCUUUGCACGUUGGCUGGCAAAACAUCUCCAUCUGAAAUCAAGUUUACCUACCCUCCUUCCCGUUUUCUGGCGCAAUUCCUUUUGAUAUGUAUACUAGUUCUUAGUGGUGCAUGGUGCGUGUUUGAAUUACCCCCACCUUUCUGUGCGAACAAUUUUCUUAACAAGUACGAUCGUACUAUAGUGGACCAGGAACUGCGUG